Molecule: messenger RNA, 546 nt
Organism: Dictyostelium discoideum AX4
Lineage: Eukaryota; Evosea; Eumycetozoa; Dictyosteliales; Dictyosteliaceae
Exons: 2
Coding region: 1-546 (181 amino acids)
Source: RefSeq, a predicted model, not a curated record
AUGAAAUUAUUUUUAUUUUUAGCUAUUAUCCUUAUAAUUGGAAAUGUAUCAUCAAAACCAGUUAUUCCAUUUUCAUAUCCACUUUAUAAACAAUGUGAUUCACGUUGGGGUAAUGAUUUAAUUAUUACAGAAACAAUUUGUGAUGUUGGUUGUUUAAUGUCUUCAUGUUCGAUGGCAAUUGGAGGUAAAGGUAUUACAAUUGAUGAUGGAAUUUCAAAUCCAGGUUCAUUGAAUACAUGGUUAAAGAGUAAUAGUGGUUAUGAAGGUGAUAAUUUAUUAGUUGAAUCAUCAUUAGAAAAUGUUUCAAAUAAAAUUAAUUAUGUUGGUUCAUUUCCAUCUUCACAAUAUACAAUGGAUGAUAUCAUUUCAAUGUUAAAUAAAAAAGAUUUAAUUUUAAUAAUUAAUGUAAAUCAAGGUUCACAUUUCGUUUUAGCAACUGGUUAUGAUACAACUGAAUCUGAUUAUGUGUAUGUUAAUGAUCCUGGUUUUACAAAAUCAUAUUAUACAUAUCAAGAUAUUGUUGGUUAUAGAAUUUUUAAAAUGUAA